Sclerotinia sclerotiorum 1980 UF-70 is the source of this 2706-nucleotide messenger RNA. RefSeq lists its product as hypothetical. Bases 1 to 2706 code for a protein of 901 amino acids. The transcript has a single exon. The record is from RefSeq and is a predicted model, not a curated record. Lineage: Eukaryota; Fungi; Ascomycota; Leotiomycetes; Helotiales; Sclerotiniaceae.
AUGGAUGAUGUAAUGCUCUCUUUGGCAGACAUGGGGGUGGCUCGAGACUCAGAAAUUCCAGAGGAACCAAUCGACCCAUGGUCUCCCGAGGCAUUUGAUCAAACGUAUAUAUCAACGAAAAGGGCACCUAGAACCAAUACAGCUAUCGGAGUCUCUGAAGAUUAUAAUUCUGUAGGCGAUGAUAGAUACGCCAAUAAUGUGCAACCUUAUCAACCUACAAAUACUCCUCCACCUCAACUUAGCAAUUAUGUUCAAAGGAUGGAAAAUAGAUUAAGUAAAAUGUAUUCUUCAACGCCUCGUCCCCCUGAAGAUGAUAUUCGGCCCGCGGUUCCCCCUAAAUCGAGUUCAUAUGCUCAUGACAGCCGACCAAAAUCGUCUCUAAGCGGAAAUAUGCAGCCAGCCAAGCUUCGCCACCGAAAAUCUGCAUAUGAAGUUGGAAAAGCUAUGCUAGGAAGAUCUUUCACAACAAGGACUGAUAAGACGGACUCAACGACCUCUUCCAGCGGAACUCGCAGCACUACCACCAAUGGAAGCUCAAGUACCCAAAUGACUGAUAAAAGUCUCAUGAGUGGUCCUUCUGCUAGUGGCUUUUCUUCCACUAGCGCCGGGAGUUUAGCGAGGAAGCGGGAAAUGCUGUAUGGGCGAGCUCAUAGUGCACUUGGUUCACGGAAGGACAACUAUCUAGGGAUGAAUAACAGUCAACCUGAUUUCACUACUGGCCGAUCCCAGACGCCAAUGACCGGUAUUUCAUAUCACAGUAGCCACGCUUCGGAUCCUUCGCGUAUGCAGUCACCACCUGGCUGGUCAGGUUCUCCUGCAGAUUCUAAUGCUGCGCUUGGUGGCCUCAUGACACCUAAAACCAAGAAAACGGGGUUCUUCAAAAGAAUUGUUGAAUCCGCGAAAACAGGUGCUGCGAGCGCAAGGAGCAGUAUUUCUAUUGGUGAGUCGUCAAGACCACGAGCUCAGGCCCAUAAUUCAUUUCCAGCGGGUGUCACGACGAUGGGAGCUGGUGGCUUUGGAAAUACUCCGAACACUAAUCCAACCAAUGAAACUGGAUCCGGUGGUGUUACCAUGGGUGUUGAUUGGGUUCAGGUACGGCGAGACAUUAAUAGAUCGAAUUCGUUAAGUAGGAUUGAGCGGGUUGAAAGAAAAGAGCGAUGCCAGAUGAUGGAUUACCCAGCCAUAAGUCCCGUGGAAGAGCUUCUUGAGGGGUGUGAUGGUGACGAAGGGGUUGAUGGAAAUCCUGUGGUUGAGCCAACUAAUUUCCAGGCAGUAAAUCUCAGCCUGGUGGAUAAGAACACAAGGUUUAUUAAUAGUCUUCCGCCGAUGUCUAAUGCCAUGAGCUUAGCCACAGGCUAUGUGUGUCGGCCGUAUCGAAGCGACAUCCAACGAUUACGUGCAAUAUUCAUAUGGGUUAGCGAGAAAAUUACCUGGGAAGAGGGCUUCGACAAUGAUACAUCAGAUUCAAGAAGGGUGAUCCAAACCAAGCAUGGCUCUUCUGAAGAAGUAGCAUUUCUAGUUAUGGAUAUGUGUAAAGCUGUUGGGAUUCAUGCUGAGGUCAUUAGAGGAUAUUUGAAAUCGCCAGGUGAGGUACCGGAUAUGGGUCCCAUGCCUCGGCCGAAUCACUUCUGGAACGCAGUUGUAAUUGAUGGAGAAUGGCGAAUGAUGGAUUGCUCCUUGGCAAGUCCUUCUCAUCCUCGACGAAGCCAGUAUACUAGUGCCAGCAGUCAGUACGCGGAACCGUGGUGGUUCUUGGCUCGGCCAAUUGAGAUGUGCUGGACUCACAUACCGGAGCAACAUGUUGACCAGCAUCUCUGUCCUCCCGUAGCACAUGAAGUACUUCUAGCGCUACCAUGUGCUUGUCCGGCGUUUUUUAUCAAUGAGAUAGAGAUGGUAGAAUACGAUACAAGUCUCAUACGUAUUGAAGAUCUUGAACUCGUUCACAUCAAACUUUGUGUUCCGCCUGAUGUUGAGUGUGUAGCUGAAGUUGAAGCACGUGCUUUUGAACGUGAUGCAGAUGGAGAUCUCUUCGAGACCGGUGAGAUUAUCACGAAGCGUGCUUUGGCACAGGCAGAAUGGGUGGGCAGUCAGAAGAGGUAUACGAUCAAGGCUCUACUUCCUGGCGACGAAGGAGCAGGCAUACUCAAAAUUUACGCUGGAAAACGUGGUCUUAUGCACAGUAUCAAGGACAUUCCACAUGCAUUGGCGGUGGCAUUGCCUAUCAUCCAUACGGGUGACAAUCCUCCAUACGAGUUUUUAACCCGUCAUCCAACGCCUCAUGCCCAACGUCAUGACCUUUAUGUCGCACAGCCACAAUGUCAGCGAUUAGCCAUCAAUAACACCUUUGUGUUCGCCGUACGUCAGCAUCCUUCGUCACUAUCAUUAGGAUCGCCAGAUCCGGGACGUACUUCGCCUAUCCCAUUUAUACGACCUGGAUCCGCUAUGUCUCUAACAAAUUCAUCAGCAUCUGGUUCAGGAACUGGUAAAAAACCGGCCAAACUAGCAAUUCAAGCACCUGGUGGAAAGAUCUUAAGAUUAAUGCGAAAGGAAGAGAGAAACGGAGGCGUCAGUACGAAUUUAGAAGGCGGCGAUGGGGGAACUUGGGAGACGAUAAUUAAGUGUGGAGAAAGAGGUGUAUGGAGAGGACUUGUCCUAGCCGAUCGUAGUGCUAGAUGGUGCGUAUUCGCCGAAUGGACAUGCGUCUAA